Molecule: messenger RNA, 1836 nt
Organism: Hemiscyllium ocellatum (epaulette shark)
Lineage: Eukaryota; Metazoa; Chordata; Chondrichthyes; Orectolobiformes; Hemiscylliidae
Product: MAGUK p55 subfamily member 2-like
Exons: 12
Coding region: 90-1724 (544 amino acids)
Cellular component (GO): plasma membrane; cell-cell junction
Molecular function (GO): protein binding
Source: RefSeq, a predicted model, not a curated record
GCACCAUUUAGAAGAGAAUCACUUCAUUGAAAAAGUUUCAAAUCUCCACUGCAGUCAAAAAUUAUAGAAAUUGAAGCCGUGGUUGUUCUAUGCAGCAGGUCCUGGACAACUUGAAUGAUUUGCCAAACUCUACGGGAGCCAAGGAUCUAGAUUUACUGUUCCUGAGAGGAAUCAUGGAGAGCCCAAUUGUACGAUCACUAGCUAAGGCCCAUGAAAAGUUGGAAGACACAAAGCUGGAGGCUGUACGUGAUAAUAACCUGGAGUUAGUGAAGGAGAUCAUUGAUGAUAUCAACCCAAUUGCAAAGGAGAACGAUUCUGCAGCUGAACUCACGCAGAUUCUCCAGGAACCACACUUUCAGUCUCUGUUAGAAGCUCAUGAUACAGUUGCCUCCAAGAACUAUGAAACUCCACCGCCAAGUCCGGAGUCUCUAAUGGACUCUACUUUCAACAAUCAGCCUGUUCCACCUGAUGCUGUCCGAAUGGUGGGGAUUCGCAAGGUCAAGGGUGAACAUUUGGGUGUAACGUUCAGGGUUGAAAGCAGUGAGCUUGUGAUUGCUCGCAUUCUCCAUGGAGGCAUGAUUGACCAGCAGGGUUUGCUUCAUGUGGGCGAUAUUAUCAAGGAGGUGAAUGGAAAAGAGGUUGGAAACGAUCCAAAAGUCCUGCAGGAAAUGCUACAAAAUGCAAGCGGAAGUGUCAUCCUAAAGAUCCUGCCCAGCUAUCAGGAACCACAUCCUCCAAGACAGGUCUUUGUGAAGUGCCAUUUUGAGUAUGAGCCUACCAAUGAUAACCUGAUCCCAUGUAAAGAAGCUGGCUUGAAGUUCACUUGUGGUGAUAUUCUACAGAUUGUGAAUCAGGAAGACCUCAACUGGUGGCAGGCCUGUCAUGUGAAAGAGGGAGGAAGUGCGGGCCUUAUUCCCAGUCAGCUGUUGGAGGAGAAGAGGAAAGCUUUUGUGAAACGAGACUGGGAUUUUUCCAGUUCUUCUGGUGCACUGUGUGGGAGCAUGGGUGGAAAAAGAAAGAAGAAAAUGAUGUAUCUCACCACCAAAAAUGCAGAAUUUGAUCGCCAUGAACUUCUGAUCUAUGAGGAAGUAGCAAAGAUGCCACCAUUUCAAAGGAAAACUCUUGUCCUUAUAGGAGCACAGGGGGUUGGAAGACGAAGCUUAAAAAACAGACUCAUUAUGUCUGACCCAAUGCGUUUUGGAACCACAAUUCCUUUCACCUCACGAAAGCCAAAGGAGGAUGAGAAUGAUGGUCAUAUUUACGCUUUUGUGUCCCGUUCUGAAAUGGAAAAUGACAUCAGAGGUGGGCGGUACCUGGAGCAUGGUGAAUAUGAAGGAAACCUUUAUGGGACAAAGAUUGAUUCCAUCCAUGAGGUGGUAGAAUGUGGAAAAAUAUGCAUCUUGGAUGCAAACCCACAGGCACUGAAGGUUCUGAGGACAUCUGAGUUCAUGCCUUAUGUGGUGUUUAUUGAAGCUCCAGACUUGGACACACUACGGGCAAUGCACAGGGCAGCUAUUGAUGCAGGAGUUACAACAAAACAACUAACUGACACGGAUCUGAAGAAAACAGUGGACGAGAGCUCUCGCAUCCAGCGAGCGUACAGCCACUACUUUGAUCACACCAUUAUGAAUGAUAACCUUGACAAGGCCUUCCAAAAACUUCAGGCUGCUAUGGAGAAACUCUGCACAGAACCCCAGUGGGUGCCAGUGAGCUGGGUCUACUAACACUUUCCAAAGGGUAAAAGGAUAUGCUUUACACAGAGCACCAUUAACAUUACAGAAGAAGUCCUUUAGAAUUUAAGAAACCUCCAUUUGGACUGAUUAUGUUUAGGGCAGA